UCCACUUUACAUUCUUAAUGCUUCUCUCCAUUUCUUUUCUCUUUUUUUCUUUGAUCAAACCCUUCAAACAGUCAAUUACAACCAUUUCAAACCAUUGCACAAGCUUAAAUUCAUCCAUUUCCUUUUGAAACCCUCACCUAAUUUGAGAUUUGAGAAGAAAUGAUCUCCCAGGGAGAAGGAGAACGUGAAAGUGAACUAAUAUUAGAUAAAGAGCAAAACAGAUUUUUGAUCAACAACGAUAACAAAGAAGAAACUGACGAUCUUAAUAGAGGAGAGUGGCUGAACCUGAGCCUAGGUAGGAAUUUGCUCUCAACAGAGGGAGAUACAGACUCACAGUCAAGACCAGCUUCUAGCAAGGUGUUUUCCUGUAACUUCUGCAUGAGGAAGUUCUUCAGCUCGCAGGCAUUAGGGGGUCACCAGAACGCCCACAAGAGAGAAAGAGGUGCAGCCAGAAGAUACCAGUCUCAAAGAAUGAUGUCAAUGAUGGGAUUUCCGUUCACUACUUCUAUGGUUAGAUCACUCAGCGUUCAGCCUCACUCACUUGUGCACAAGCCAGGCAGAGAUGAAACUUCACUUGUAGCAAGAUUCAAUGAUGCAAAUACAAGGUUUAGCAUGAGGCCUUUCACACUGGACGAUGUAAUGGAUUCUAUGUGGCCAGGCAGCUUCCGGUUGGAUUCACAAGUAUUAGAGCCACAAUCAGAGCCCUGCAAGCUUGACUUAAACCUUCGGCUCUGAUCCAUCCAUCCUACUACCCUAGUUUGGAACUUUGUUUUAUAACUUUUCUUUUGGAAGAGGUCUCAAUUAUUUUCUACCAAGUACAGAACUAGCAUAGGUUAGAGGCCUACUUGGAGAGUCAUCCUCUGUUUAUCUACCCAGUGAAACUAGGAAAGAUACUGAGAAGUUCCUACUGUUUUAGGCAUGUUAUAAUAUUGAAGUUAUUUCCUAUUCCAUGAUGCAUGCAAUAAUCUCAGGUGCAUUAUGUCUCAUGGAAAUGAGUUCUUAUGAGGUUUUUCUAUUCUGCUACUGAUUAUCAACUUCUAGCUUUGUUGUAUCUAUGGCUCAAACAAUGCUAUGGCUUUUCCCAAUAUUGACUUGGCAAGAUUCUAGCCUAAGAGCCACCCUAACCCCAGCCUGCUUUUACCGCUCAAAAGCUACAUCCCUGAGGCCUUCAGAAAGGUCAAAGCAUAGGCAUAGCAACUCUAAAAACUCGGAGAUUUUGAAAGUAACAACAAAGUUCUGACAUGUCAUAUUUUUGUAUGCAUGUGAGAGUUUCAGUAGCCAAGACCGCACACCUAGGUUGUAAGUCAAAAGAAAGAGUUUUGCACUUGUACAACUUUACUUCCUUAAGCUCCACAAAGAAUCAGAUAAUAUGAAAA
Molecule: messenger RNA, 1376 nt
Organism: Prunus avium (sweet cherry)
Lineage: Eukaryota; Viridiplantae; Streptophyta; Magnoliopsida; Rosales; Rosaceae
Product: zinc finger protein 7-like
Source: RefSeq, a predicted model, not a curated record